Molecule: messenger RNA, 572 nt
Organism: Tripterygium wilfordii
Lineage: Eukaryota; Viridiplantae; Streptophyta; Magnoliopsida; Celastrales; Celastraceae
Product: defensin-like protein 19
Exons: 2
Coding region: 1-330 (109 amino acids)
Biological process (GO): defense response
Source: RefSeq, a predicted model, not a curated record
AUGGCGGCUAUACUUUCUGCCAUAAAUACCCAGCCUAACUCCAUUGUGCACCAUACCUUGAGAGAAAAUCAAACAAUGGCAGCUAAUAAAGCUCCUAAGUAUGGUUUCUUCCUAGCUAUUUUCUGCAUCCUUGUCCUUCUAGUGAGCUCUGAAGUAAAGCCUAAAGAGGACAAUCUGUGUGAGAGGGCAAGCAAGACAUGGUCAGGGGGAUGUAAGAUAACAUCACACUGUGACAACCAAUGCAAGACUUGGGAACAGGCAGAGCAUGGUGCAUGUCAUGUUCGAAAUUCUAAGCACAUGUGCUUCUGCUACUUCAAUUGCAAGAAGUAAUCAAUCAAUAUUAAUUAGCCGUGUAAUUAUGUGCCUCCUCAAUAAAUUAAUUAAGGCACAGUUAAUUAAUGAAUAAUGCUUUCUUGGCGAACCCAUUGAGUACUAGUCCAUACAUUAUUCAUGGGUUCCCUGAGAAAAAUUUAGUUGUGAAACUAAAGAUGCAUGGUGUCAGUCUUUUGUUUGUUUCUUUCUCCUUGUACUAGUGCUACUGAGAAUUAAUAGACCGUGUUGUUAUGUCUGAA